UGCGAUGCACUAGAUAACGUGUGUUAGUGCACAGCUGUCAGAUUAGGUUGGAACUAGGAUGUGUGAAAGCUUAAAGAUUAAUUUAUCUCCACUUGGGUGUUCCCAACACUACGUUCAGAGGACUCACUUGCUCCUUCCUUCACUUCCCAGAGAUGAUCGAAUUUGGGCAGAUUUUAUCAGCUGUAGGGGAGUUUGAGACGUUCCAGAAACGCCUGCUUCUGGCCGUGUGCAUUCCUAAUGUCUUCACAGCAUUCCACAUGUUCAGUCAGGUCUUCACUGGACUUAAUUUUCCACACAACUGCAACACUGAUUGGAUCCUCAAACAAGGGCCUAACUUGACUUUAGAGGAGCAGCUUAAUUUGACGAUCCCUGUGGAUCCUGCAGGUGGGUAUGAGACGUGUAAAAUGUUCACACCUGUUGAACUUGACCUUGAAACCAUUAAAGCAUAUGGAAUAAAUGGAACAGAAGAAUGCAUGGAUGGCUGGACCUACCAUGCACCUCCAGACAGUAGCACUCUGAUCACUGAGUUUAACCUGGUGUGCGACAGUAAGCGCCUCAGUGAAGCCUCCCAGUCCAUCUACAUGACGGGUCUUCUCGUCGGAGCACUCGUCUUUGGGUCAAUGGCAGACAAGUACGGUCGGCGUUUGGUCACACUGUUCUCGCUGACUCUGCAGUUCCUGUUUGGUGUGGGCGCAGCCUUCUCCCCCAAUUUCUACGUCUACGUGGCGCUGCGCUUUGUGGUUGGAACAAGUAUUUCCGGUAUCUCCAUAAAUACCUACGUCUUAGGCACAGAAUGGUGUGGCACAUCCAGACGGGCCCUUUUCACCAUCCUGUCGCACUGCUGCUAUGCUCUGGGCCUGAUGCUGCUGUCGGGGGUGGCCUAUGGUAUCCGCAACUGGAGGGUCCUGCAGCUGGUUCUAUCGGCUCCCACGCUGCUCCUCUGUGUCUACUACUGGAUCCUUCCGGAGUCGGCUCGAUGGCUUCUCACACAGGGGCGGCAGGAGGAGGCCAAGAAGACGAUCCUGAAUGCAGCCCGAGUCAACAGAAGGAAAAUCCCAGAAUAUCUUCUUGACAAGCUGGAGGCGGAGAACACAACCAGAACCGGCAACAUGCUGGACCUGUUCAGAGUGAAAGAUUUGAGGAAGAGGGCUCUCAUCUUGAGCUAUAUCUGGUUUGUGACCAGCCUGGUCUACUAUGGAGUCAGUUUGAACGUGGGGAACUUUGGCCUGGACAUCUACGUGACUCAGCUGAUUUUCGGCAUCGCUGAGAUUCCUGCCCGCCUCGGAUGUUUCCCACUCAUCGAGUAUUUUGGCCGGAAAAUAUGCCAGUGCGUAGUGCUACUGCUCGGGGGGACGGCCUGCCUGGUGAUCCUCGCCAUCCCAACAGAGUUCCCUGUGGUGGUCACAGUCAUUGCAGUGAUAGGAAAAUUCUCACUUGCUGCAUCAUUUUCUAUAGUGUAUGUUUACACUGCAGAACUCUAUCCCACUGUGGUGAGACAGAAUGGGAUUGGGCUAAACUCCAUGUGUGCCCGUGUGGCUGGGAUUCUGGCCCCUCUCAUUGGCCUGCUGGCUGUCUAUCACCAUGCCAUCCCCAUGGCGAUUUAUGGCUGCCUUCCAUUUGUGGGUGGAGCACUUUGUUUCAUGCUCCCAGAGACCCUGAACACAGAGCUACUGGAUCACACUGAUGCUUUCAAAUCCCAGGACAUGUACAAGGAAGGAAGUGUUGCAAAUGGAGCAUCUGACGAAACAGUUAAGAGAACCAAAUUAUGAGAGGUUUCUUUGUUAAAUUAUUUCUAACAUACACGUGUCGUUACUGAAAACUAUCUACUACUAAAUGUAUAUCUAAAAAAUAUUCAGCAACUGUAAUCAUAAUCAGUCAAUCAGAUUGCAGCUUCAACAAAUGUGCCCCAUAUGUAAAAUGUGAUUUCUUUUACCCAGAAGGCACCAGUAUUGGUGUUACUGUCCCCAUAACAAGUACGCAGCAGCAGUUCAUAUAUGCUUUUGCUGUUUUUUGCAAUAAUGUUUAAUUUUAUACUUUGUCCUUUGACAUAUUUUCGAAGUUUUGAGGGUUCAAAACUGUACAUGUGCUCACUUGAGUACAAUGGAUUUAUACCAAAAAGAAAAAUAAAUGCAAAGUACAAAUAAACAAACAUUAAUUCAUUGAA
Electrophorus electricus (electric eel) is the source of this 2164-nucleotide messenger RNA. RefSeq names its product solute carrier family 22 member 13b (gene slc22a13b). NCBI's taxonomy places the organism in Eukaryota, Metazoa, Chordata, Actinopteri, Gymnotiformes, Gymnotidae. Gene Ontology annotation, biological process: transmembrane transport. The record is from RefSeq and is a predicted model, not a curated record. Gene Ontology annotation, molecular function: transmembrane transporter activity. Gene Ontology annotation, cellular component: membrane.